Vigna angularis (adzuki bean) is the source of this 770-nucleotide messenger RNA. RefSeq names its product pathogenesis-related protein PR-1. Gene Ontology annotation, cellular component: extracellular region. The coding region runs from base 56 to 577 and encodes 173 amino acids. The transcript has a single exon. The record is from RefSeq and is a predicted model, not a curated record. NCBI's taxonomy places the organism in Eukaryota, Viridiplantae, Streptophyta, Magnoliopsida, Fabales, Fabaceae.
AACACCCCUUCCUCCUACCUACAAAACAUCCUCAAAUCUCCAACACAACAUCAAAAUGAGGCACUGCAUUUCAAGACAUUGUUUUUUCACACUAGCUUUGUUUGUGUUGCUAACCACAAGCACCCAUGGUAUUGUUGUGCCAACCCAAAACCAACCGAGAAGCUUUGCAAACCAAUUUCUGAUCCCCCAGAAUGCAGCACGUGCGUCGGUGAGGCAGCGUCCCUUGGUGUGGGACUACAAACUGGUACGGUACGCCCAGUGGUAUGCAAACCAGAGGCGAAGUGAUUGUGCCCUGGAGCAUUCGAAUGGGCCUUAUGGUGAGAACAUAUUCUGGGGCAGUGGGACGGGGUGGAAGCCAGCACAGGCUGUUAGUGCAUGGGUUGAAGAGCGUCAAUGGUACAAUUAUUGGCACAAUUCUUGUGCGGAUGGAGAGAUGUGUGGACAUUAUACUCAGAUUGUGUGGAACACUACUAGGAAGGUUGGUUGUGCUAGCGUUGUUUGCUCUGGAGGGAAGGGCACCUUCAUGACCUGCAACUACGACCCUCCUGGUAACUACUAUGGAGAAAAACCUUACUGAAUUUCUCUAAUUAUAACCACUCAGACAACACAUUAUCCUGCCCAUGUUCUCCUCUGCCAUCUGUUUCCCAUGUGGCUUUAAUUCUGCCUCUGUCUCUUGUCUUCAAUCCUGUAGCUACUCUGUAUCCUUGUUUUUAUUGCUUGUCUAAUAUCAACACCAAAUUUCUAAUAGUAAUAUGCUUUCUUUCCUUUGC